Penicillium angulare is the source of this 1953-nucleotide messenger RNA. RefSeq names its product T6SS phospholipase effector Tle1-like catalytic domain-containing protein. NCBI's taxonomy places the organism in Eukaryota, Fungi, Ascomycota, Eurotiomycetes, Eurotiales, Aspergillaceae. The record is from RefSeq and is a predicted model, not a curated record. The coding region runs from base 1 to 1953 and encodes 650 amino acids. The transcript is spliced from 2 exons.
AUGACCAAUAUGUUAUCGUCUCAGGGCCCUUUCGUCAAGUCCUGGGAUUUCGGCAUCCAGGAGCAGCACAUAAAAGAUAAGAUGCGCAAGCCACAAUCAAAGCGCAUCAUCAUUUGCUGUGAUGGUACUUGGCAGUCUGCUGUUUCUGGCGAGAAGAACGUUCCAUCAAACGUUACUCGUCUUUGUCGUGCUAUAAACCCUGUCGGAACCGACAAGGCGGGGCAGGAAUGGCAGCAAGUUGUCUGGUAUGACUCUGGAGUUGGUACAACUUCCCUAUCAAUGGGAACUGCCAUCGAAGGUGCGACCGGACAAGGCCUUGAGGGUAAUGUCAUCGAAGCAUACAACUUUUGUGUGUUGAACUAUAACAUCGGAGAUCAAAUUAUGGUCUUUGGCUUCUCUCGUGGCGCCUACACAGCUCGCACGAUUGCUGGUGUUAUUACCGAUAUUGGACUUUGUUAUCAGAAAGACCUCAACCAAUUCCCUGAACUUUGGACCCAAUACAAGGCCUUCAAGCGGGAAAAGAAAAACAAAGGGAAGCGCUUUUUCCGUAGUGAGACAUGGUUCAAGUGGAUGUGGGGAUCAGCUGAUGAGACGCAGGGCGCUGGUGAUGCAACCAAAGGAAGCUUUGUUAUCUCCGAAGGAAAUCAUGGGAAGCCAUGCAGGGAUCACGAUUGGGCUCUCCUGGAUAAUGACUGGGCUCAACCAGGGUCAAGGUCGGUGGAGGUAGUUGGUGUUUAUGACACAGUUGGUGCCAUUGGAAUGCCCGAAGUGGUUGGAUUUAAAGUUCCACAAUGGGCACUUUUCUGGAAGGAAAAGCCAGACUGGCAUAACGUGGGACUCUCAACGCAUAUCAAGCAUGCCUUCCAAGCGUUGGCUAUCGACGAAAGACGGAAAGCAUUCGAGCCCACUCUCUUCUAUGUCCCAUUCCCACCAACGAGUAACAAUGAAGUUGAAUUAACAGACGAGGUUCAUUCGAACAAGGAGAAAUUCUACAAAGAACUGAAAGAUGCGCGCGCGCUAAAGGAAAAUAACGACCCUCGCACUCCGACAGAUGCCGAGGUCAACGCAGCCGCUAAUAGAGUCAACACUGCUGCUCUCAAUUGGAGCAAUGCUAUUCGUCAUCUCAUGAAUUACCAAGACAAAAUGGAAUCCCCGACUGAACUAAAGCAGGUCUGGUUUCCAGGCUACCACAUCAACAUCGGUGGAGGGUCAAGCUCAACCAUGGAGAACAAGGGUAACAUGGAAGAAAUGUCCAACAUCGCCUAUGCCUGGAUGCUGGAUCAAGUGAAGCUGCAUCUCUCGCUUGAUGAGGAUCAUAUUGAAGAGGAAUAUGAGAUUCGAAAGAGAAAUUUCGAAAAGAACAACAAACUUUGUGAGAAGUGGAAUAAGAUGACAGAAAAGGAAGGCUGGGGAGCAUGGGCUUGGCGCAGGUCAGCGGAGACAGCCUCGGCUGUCAUACACCCCUUGACACCCAGCUCGGAGCCCCCCUUCAAGAAAAAUCGUCGAUAUGAUUGGGGCACUGCGGAGAUGGAGGACAGUUUCACCAAUAUGUAUUGGCCGAACGGUCAACAUAUUCGCACCCCUGGCCGAUACGCUUUCAAGAACGGAGGUCGCGAUAAGCUCCUUGGAGAGACCUUCGAAUCUAUCCAUCCUGUUGUGCAGUAUCGUAUCGAUAGGUGCAAAAACAACAAAGUUCUCACGGAGUAUGUCCCCAGAGGACCCGAAUACACACGUGAACCAGUAGACGGUGGUUAUGUGUGGCACUUGAAAUACUCUUUCGAUGAUGAACUUAUCACAUUACCGGAGUGGAAGCUUGGUGGUCCGGAAUGCUAUGAGCGCAAAGCAAUUGUUACACCUGAAGCCCAGUCCUGGGUUCAAGCUCAGGGCCUGGGGUCAAGGACUGAGUCAAAAAGUAGCAAUUAUCAGGUAAAAACCAUCGAGGUUUCUAUCUAG